Ogataea angusta is the source of this 891-nucleotide messenger RNA. RefSeq lists its product as uncharacterized. The coding region runs from base 1 to 891 and encodes 296 amino acids. The record is from RefSeq and is a predicted model, not a curated record. Gene Ontology annotation, molecular function: L-cystine transmembrane transporter activity. Gene Ontology annotation, cellular component: vacuolar membrane; fungal-type vacuole. Gene Ontology annotation, biological process: L-cystine transport. NCBI's taxonomy places the organism in Eukaryota, Fungi, Ascomycota, Pichiomycetes, Pichiales, Pichiaceae. The transcript has a single exon.
AUGUCACAGCUUCUCGGCUGGCUUUACUUUUCCUGCUGGUCCCUGUCAUUUUAUCCAACUAUUGUCUCUAACAUCAGACUAAAAUCAGUACAGGGAAUAUCGAUUGACUUCAUGUUUUUCAACACUGCAGGCUUCACUCUAUAUUCUCUCUACACAGGGUUUUUGUGUUACAAUGCUACAGUACAAUAUGAAUUUUAUCUUCGUCAUGCCAAGUACCCAUUAAUCAAAUCUAAUGAUUUCUUUUUUGGUGUUCAUGGGCUUCUCCUCAAUCUGCUGCUUAUCAGUCAAGCUUAUAUUUGGGGAUUCAAAAAAAACGAUAAUCAGGUCAUCUCCAAGACAUGCAAGCUUGUAUAUGCUGCCUUGAUUUUGUUUUCUGCUGGGUACGGCUUAAUAAUCCACUUUACUUAUGGGACACGGUACUGGGUUGAUCUUCUCACGUCGCUAGGUAUGGCUAAAAUAUUCAUGAGCGUGUGCAAGAAUAUCCCACAGGCUGUGUACAAUUACAAUCGGAAGUCAACUCAUGGCUGGCCGAUUCAAAUGGUAUGGCUUGAUUUUGCUGGUGCGGUGUUCUCUUUCUCGCAGCUCUUCUUGGAUGCUUAUGUCGCUGGCGACGUGAUAAGCAUCUUCAACAAUUUGCCGAAGUUUUUGCUGAGUAUUGAAGUCGCCUUAGCUGAUGUGGUCUUCUUUACCCAGCACUACGUCUUAUACUAUCAGAAAGACAACGAACGGUACCGUCUAUCUAAACCCUUUAACUCAUACAGCGCAAUAUUAGAGGAGGAUCAAAAUUUCUUGCGCGAGCAUCAGCACGAUCAUGAUCAUGGGCCUUUCCACAACAUCCACUGCACCGUAAGUCCAAUUGAUAAAGACGAACUUCAACGUCUUUUACCCUAG